Molecule: messenger RNA, 2541 nt
Organism: Sinocyclocheilus grahami
Lineage: Eukaryota; Metazoa; Chordata; Actinopteri; Cypriniformes; Cyprinidae
Product: pre-B-cell leukemia transcription factor 1
Exons: 8
Coding region: 23-1099 (358 amino acids)
Biological process (GO): regulation of DNA-templated transcription
Cellular component (GO): nucleus
Molecular function (GO): DNA binding; DNA-binding transcription factor activity, RNA polymerase II-specific
Source: RefSeq, a predicted model, not a curated record
ACAUGCUCUCAACUGCCACAGAAUGAAGCCAGCGCUCUUCAACGUCCUGUGUGAUGUCAAAGAAAAAACAGUGUUGAGUAUCCGUGGCGCCCAGGAGGAGGAGUCUCCCGAUGCCCAGCUGAUGCGAUUGGACAACAUGCUGCUGGCGGAGGGCGUGUCCGGGCCGGAGAAAGGGGGCGGGUCUGCGGCGGCUGCGGCGGCGGCGGCGGCAUCGGCUGGAGUCGGAGCCGAUAACUCCACCGAACACUCCGAUUACAGAGCCAAACUCACCCAGAUCCGCCAGAUCUACCACACCGAGCUGGAGAAGUACGAACAGGCGUGUAACGAGUUCACGACCCAUGUGAUGAACCUGCUGAGAGAGCAGUCUCGCACGCGGCCCAUCUCGCCCAAAGAGAUCGAGCGCAUGGUCAACAUCAUCCACCGCAAGUUCAGCUCCAUCCAGAUGCAGCUCAAGCAGAGCACCUGCGAGGCCGUCAUGAUCCUGCGCUCCCGCUUCCUCGACGCCAGGAGGAAAAGACGAAACUUCAACAAACAGGCCACAGAGAUCCUGAACGAAUAUUUCUACUCUCAUCUCAGUAACCCGUAUCCCAGCGAGGAGGCCAAAGAAGAGCUGGCCAAGAAGUGUUCGAUCACCAUGUCGCAGGUUUCCAACUGGUUCGGAAACAAACGGAUCCGAUAUAAGAAGAACAUCGGAAAAUUCCAGGAAGAAGCCAACAUCUACGCGGCCAGAACGGCUGUGAGCGCGGCGAGUGUGUCGGCACAUGGCAGCCAGACCAAUUCCCCGUCCACUCCAAACUCAGCAGGUUCCGCUGGCUCUUUUAACAUGUCAAACUCUGGCGAUUUGUUUAUGAGUGUUCAGUCUCUGAAUGGGGACUCGUACCAGAGCUCUCAGGUGGGAGCCAAUGUGCAGUCACAGGUGGAUACCCUUCGCCAUGUUAUCAGCCAGACAGGAGGAUACAGUGACGGCCUCGCAGCAAACCAGAUGUACAGUCCGCAGGGCAUCAAUGCGAACGGCGGCUGGCAGGACCCCACCACCCCGUCCUCCGUCACCUCCCCCACAGAAGGACCCGGAAGCGUUCACUCCGACACCUCUAACUGAUCCUCACACACACGGACCGUCUCCAUCACCGCCUCACACGCUCCUCUCUCCAGUGUGUACAUGACUUCUGAAAACACAAGAGCGCAUCAUCAAACGUCUUCAUGCUACCUCUCAAAACAUCCGUCAGCAAACACAUCCAGACCAAGAGAACGGGAGCUUUAGACUAGUCACAAACAUCUAUACUGUAUGUCAACCCUGCCUUCAUCGUCAUGACAAACAUCAUGUUAUGUUUGAAACAUUUUUGCAAUUUUACCAUAGUGCCAAAGUACUUUUAUACAUCCCUGUAGGAACUCAUUUUACAUUAUAAUAGACUUCUUAUGCUUGAAAAAGCAGUUUGCACUGCGUCUGAGCUGAACUAGAGUUCUGCUUGUCUAAUAACCUUUACUUUGAAUCUCAAAACAUUUGGUUGGUGUACAUAAGGGAAAAUCAUAAGUCCCUGCUUUAAGGAGAAAUAAAGGCAAUGCAGUUCAGAUAUACAGUAGAUAUCAAAUUGUUCAUUUCUAAAGGUUAUUAGCACAACAGUAUCAUUAUUUAGCAUUUUAAAUAAGAUUCACACGCAUCACACUUCAGGUUAUUCAUGCAAUCUUGAUGAAUUUUUGUCUGAUAUUCAUGUACAGACACAUAAAUCCCUUUAUAUAGCAUCUUCAUCAUCAUCAUGGCUGAAGGAUUUUCAUCAGCGCACAUGAGAAUGCAAUAAAAGGCAAUCAGAAGUGAACAAAUCCCAAAUGUGAAAUCGCUUUCGUUCCAUGUCAGCCUUCUCUACGGCGACCUUGAUACCAAAAACCACAGGCGUGUCCGCUCUUACCUUCACAUUGCAUCGUUCAUGUUGUAAAUUGUGUAAAAUCCGAGGCGCUGGGAUGUGCUUCUCACGAAUGUCCCGGCGCGUUACACCUGAAACCAAAAAUCCACUCGUGUUUCUUGAGAAGAAAGGAAAAGCUCACGAUGGCACACAAAUGCAGAAAUCGUUUGGAUAUAUUUUUGAUGCCCUCCUGUUGUGAAUAGCCGAUUCUCAUUUCUGAUUUCAUACACGGGCGGCCAUAUAUUUUAUUUUCUCGCAAGCAUAAUGUGAAUGCGCGCUAGCUUCUAUAUGUAGAUGUGCACCUUUACUCAUCUUUUGCUCUUUUUAUAACAAUCGCAUCCACGUCUGAAAUGAUCAAGUCUUUUAGAGAAGCGCUGUGAUGAGUGCAGGCUUUCUGCUCCUGGGGCCACAGUUACUGCAGUUGAUUGAGAAUGAGACCAUGUAGAGAGGUUUUGGAGCUCUAGAUAGUGUGGGUCAUAGUCUUUCUUUGGUUUGCCGUCUCAUCAGAUCGCACCUCAGCAGCACCGUAUUCAGAAAAGUCUCAUGUAAUGAUGCUUUUAGUUUUUGCAUAUACAGCGGUUUGUAAAACAUCAAAUGUUUACUUUGUUGCAUGUCUUUUGUUCUUUAAACUCCUGCAGUGUUU